This is a messenger RNA of Fonsecaea multimorphosa CBS 102226, 825 nucleotides long. RefSeq lists its product as uncharacterized. The record is from RefSeq and is a predicted model, not a curated record. Bases 1 to 825 code for a protein of 274 amino acids. The transcript has 3 exons. Lineage: Eukaryota; Fungi; Ascomycota; Eurotiomycetes; Chaetothyriales; Herpotrichiellaceae.
AUGGCUUCGACUGGGAUGAAUGUACUGGAACAUGCAACGAGGUUUGGGACCCUCAAACAGGUGCAAAAGUCCCUCUGUACCACCGAACGUCUUUCAGUACUUGUGGGAGGGACAAGCGUUCGUGGAUUUCUCCAUCUGCCGGCGGGCUAUCCAGAGAACAAAGACAGAGUGGCUGCUGCUGUGAUACUCCUUUCUGGGGCGGGCGGAGGCGUCGUUGGUCCUUCAUCAAUCUAUGUCUCCAUUGGAGACAAACUCGCCAGUCUUCGAAGGGGCAUGCCCGUGCUUCGACUGGAUUACCGCUAUCCUGCUCAUGACACCCCUUGCGCGGAAGAUGUGACUGCGGCAAUGAACCAUCUGGAGCAGAAAUAUUCUAUUCGCAAAUUCGUGUUGGUUGGCUGGUCAUUCGGAGGCGCGCCGGUCUUCACCGUAGGCGGACAAGAGAAGGAUCGUGUGGUAGCCUGCGCUACCAUUGCAAGCCAAACCGCAGGUACAAGUGGGAUCACGAAGCUGGCCCCAAGGCCACUGCUCUUGCUCCACGGUACCGGCGAUCGAACGUUGAGAUGGCACUGCUCACAGAGUCUCUACGAGUCAUAUGGCAGGAAGGGAGAUCGACAAUUGAAGCUCUUCGAGAACGAUGAUCAUGCGUUGACAAGGAAUGCGCUUGAGGCCGAGGAACUGUUAUGCGACUUCAUUGCGAACUGCCUUGGGCUGGAGAUAGCAAACGACGAACAAGAAAGAGUCAUUCAGAAGCCAUUGGUGGACGGCGGCGAAAGAGUCGAACUGAUGAAGAAGGGCGGAGAUCUGGAGGGCGAGAGCAUCGAGUAA